Messenger RNA from Amaranthus tricolor (Joseph's coat), 1747 nucleotides. RefSeq lists its product as uncharacterized. NCBI's taxonomy places the organism in Eukaryota, Viridiplantae, Streptophyta, Magnoliopsida, Caryophyllales, Amaranthaceae. Bases 570 to 1040 code for a protein of 156 amino acids. The record is from RefSeq and is a predicted model, not a curated record. The transcript has a single exon.
AAAGACAUUUAUCAAUAAUUUUAACCAACUAACAACUUAUAAGUAAAUAAAAAAACUUAACAUGAAAGUCAUUAAACUUAGAAUAAACAAAUGAAGUAUUUGGAUAAUAAUAAUGGUAUUUGGCCAAUACCAACAUCCCGAGUGUUUACUCUCCCAUUCGCCAUUGCCCCCCAUAUAUUCAAUGCACACAUUACCAUGAUCUAAUAUCCAUAUCCAUAUCCAUAUCCAUAUCCAAUAUUAGAUCCUAAAUUAACUCCACUUUACUAAAUUUUUCUUCUCUCACUUCACAGUUCACAUGCCAAGUUUUCAUCCAUGGACCUUUAUACAACUCUACUCAAAAACCUCUAGCAUAAUUCAUCACUUCUACUCCUUUUUCAAAGAAUCAUGUCUUGUCUCAGUCGAGAUAUGCGAUUUUUUCUAACAAGAAUUUAGGUUCGAUUCUCAUUGCUCCUCUAUAACUCUUUCUUUUCUCGACCUACCCUGUACCAGAAAAAACUCUAUUACCCCAAAUAGGUUUGCUUUUCCGAAGUCCCUUCCUUCAACCUACCCAGUAAAUCGCAUUUCAAUUAAUGGAGUCAAAAUUGGAAAUCUCAUCAUCAUCAUCAUCAUCAGGUUUCUUUAUACUUUGUAUCCUUCACUCCAUGAUAGCUCUAAUAUGUGGUUUUUCCAUCAUGUUUUGCCCAUAUGAAAUAUCAUCAUUUGGGCAUGGAUCCGAAACAGCUAGGAAGCUACUCGGGUUCGGGUUAAACCCACAUGAUCAACUAUUGAUUCAAAUAUCGGAUUCCUUUGUUGGGUUAUUGUUGUUUGUAAUUGGGUUUUUGUUGUUCAUGGUAGCUUUUAUUAAAGAUGAAGAUUUUCAAAGCUUUUUUGCAAAAGGCUGUAUUGUUCUUCACUUUGCAAUGGGACUUUGGAGGGUUAAGUUUGAAAGAAGAUUAGAAGAUCUUGCUAAUGAUUGGCCAAGACAAUUGGUUGGGGAUUUUGUGUUGGCUCUUUCUUGGGUUUUCUUUCUUGUGUAUUCUUGGAAUGAAAAGUAUGAUUAGAAUUUAGAUCAUGAGAAAGACUCAUUGUAUUUGGAAAAAAUAUUUCAUAUUCUCAAUAAUAUAAUACAGUAGGUUUUGGAUGAGACGUCAAUUUGGGCCAGCCCAAUUCGCGAGUGUAACAACCUGGGCAUUUUUUUAUUUUUCGGGUAUUUUUCAAUUUUGAUAAAUGCCCAGAAAAUUGAAAUAUUAUUACACGCGCGCAUUGGGCCGGCCCAAAUUAUGAGACCGUCUCGUCCAAGUUUGUGUGAAUAUAAUAUAUUAGUUUUUUACAAAUUUUCAAAUGAGACGAUCUCACGGUGAAAGCAUAUCUAUUGGGUUAGCCCAUGUACGCUUACACUCAUAAAGUAAUCACUUACAGUUUUAAAGUGACCACUUUUCAUAGUUUUAUACUGAUUACUUAUAACUUUAAAGUGAUCGAGUAUAAUCUUAAAGUGAUCAACUAUAAUGUUUGAUAUUAAUUAUGUAUCCAUGAGUACGACAAUAUGAGGCAAGUUUUAUAGUGAAAAGGUGUUAAUCUUGUACAAAUACUUUAUUUUACUUGUUUGGAACCUGUAUAUAGCACUCUAAAUAUCUUUGCUUAAAUCUACUCUAAAUAGAAGUAUAAUCUAUACUAUUUUGGGCAUUAGAGCUCUCCCUAUGUCUGCCUUUGUGUUUUGAGAUUUUGCUUUGUACUACAUUAGAGGAAUGAAAAAUACUAAAGUAUUUUA